Messenger RNA from Papaver somniferum (opium poppy), 1191 nucleotides. RefSeq names its product transcription factor SRM1-like. Bases 160 to 861 code for a protein of 233 amino acids. The record is from RefSeq and is a predicted model, not a curated record. Lineage: Eukaryota; Viridiplantae; Streptophyta; Magnoliopsida; Ranunculales; Papaveraceae. Gene Ontology annotation, molecular function: DNA binding. The transcript is spliced from 2 exons.
AACUAAAACCCAAACUUCUCCCCUAACCAAAAAAACAACUAUUUAACCAACAAAACUCUCUCAACGAACAGCUAUUAUAAAGUCUUUCGCCGAACCCUGAAACCCUUUCACGCGGAAUCAAUCUUUAUCUUCUCUUCUUUUCGGAUAACAUCGAAAUAGAUGUUUCAGGAAAAUAUCAGCAUGAAUAUCUACAACAAUCAAUUUCAAUCUCAAUCUCCUUCUUAUUCAUGGACACGUCAGCAAGAUAAACUGUUUGAACAAGCUAUUGUUAUGUUCCCGGAUGAAAACGAUCCUCAUCGCUGGCAAAAAAUUGCAAACUGUGUUCCUGGUAAAACAGCUUCAGAAGUUUAUCAACAUUACCAGGUUUUGCUUGCUGAUAUUAAGGAUAUCGAAGAGGGAAGAGUUGAAUUGCCUUCUUAUUAUGACGAUGAUGUCGAUGAUAACAAGGUUGUUUGGGAGACUGAAUCGUCACCUCCUCUUCCGGGUACGAUGAAUAAUAAUAAUAAGACGAAACAGACUGAAUCGGAACGGAAGAAAGGAGUUCCUUGGACGGAAGAAGAACACAGGGCAUUUCUUUAUGGAUUGGAGAAAUUUGGAAAAGGGGAUUGGAGAAGUAUUUCGAGAAAUGCAGUGCAAACAAGAACCCCAACUCAAGUUGCUAGUCAUGCACAGAAGUACUUCCUGCGCCUAAACGCGGAGAAGAAAGAAAGGAAGAGAUCAAGUAUUCAUGACAUAACCACAGUAGAGAAAGCGUCAAAAGUUAGCAUCAAGCCCUCCGACUGUCCUGUUCAGCAGAUGAGAACGAUGGACAACCUGAUAGGAUCAUAUCCUCGACAAGGUGAUUAUUUUGGGUGUCGCUGACAACUUUUUACCCAUAUAAAUUAGGAAGGAAUUAACUGGCACAUGCUACACAUACUAGUUUGUAGAUAUGAACAGUGGAAUGUAAAGGGCGCGGAUUCUUUUUUGUGAAAUUUCACAGUAGUUGAUUAGGCAAGAAAUUUAUAAACUUAUUCUUCAGUUCAGAUGAAAGUAGUGAUAUAUAAAAGGGUAUGAAAUCUGUUUGCUCUUACUUGCUUCUUAUGGAGUCUUAAAUGGCUGGAUUUUUUUUUGAAGCAUUUAAAUGGCUGGAUUUUUUUUUCGAAGCAUUUAAAUGGCUGGAUGUUUCGAUCUUUAACGAUAAAUUAUGAUUCG